GUUCCUUUGUCGAAGAGAAGAGACCUUACCCCACCUUCAAUCCUCACAGCCCCCUAUUAUUAUUAUUAUUAUUAUUUUUCCCUUUUUAUCCUCCUUUUCUCUCUCUUCUAUUCAUUCAUUUAUUCCUCCUGUCUUAUCCAACCCAACAUCCACCAUGGCUGAACCACCAAAGACGGCGAAGCGCGAUUUCUUGAUCGAAAUUGAGAAGCAAUCUCAAAAACGUUGGGAGGAUCACAAAGCCUUUGAGGUCAACGCACCGACGAUUGAAGAAUAUGCUGAUACUGCCACGAUCCAUGAACACCACCCCAAAUUUCUCUCUACGACUGCUUAUCCUUACAUGAAUGGACGUCUCCACUUGGGACAUGGGUUCACUAUCUCUAAAAUUGAGUUCGGCACCGGAUACCAGCGUUUGAAAGGAAAGAGAGCCUUGUUUCCCUUGGGAUGGCACUGUACUGGCAUGCCCAUUAGGGCCUGCGCCGACAAAUUGGCUCGUGAGAUGGAGAUGUUCGGCAAGGACUUCAUCAUCCCAAAGGAAGCUGAAGAAGCUACUCCAGAGAUCGAAAAGCUCAACUUGAAAGAGAAUGAGCGAGUCGACCCUACCAAGAUCGUAGCUAAGAAGGGCAAGGUCGCUGCCAAGGACACUGGCCUCAAGUAUCAAUUCCAAAUCAUGGAGCAGAUUGGUGUACCUCGUGAAGAAAUCCACAAGUUUGCUGAUCCUCUUUACUGGUUGAGCUACUUCCCUCCAAUUGCCACCGAUGAUGCCAAGAAGGUUGGUUUCAAGAUUGACUUCCGCCGAUCAUUCAUUACCACGGAUGCCAAUCCUUUCUAUGAUGCUUUCAUCCGCUGGCAGUUCAACAAGUUGAAAGCCUUGGAUAAGGUCAAGUUUGGUGAACGUUACACUAUCUACUCACCCAAGGAUGGCCAGCCUUGCAUGGAUCACGAUCGUCAGAGUGGAGAGGCUGUUGGACCUCAGGAUUAUACUUGCAUCAAGCUCAAAGUUUUGGAGUUCUCAUCAGAGGCUAAGGCUGCUUUGGCUGGAAAUAUGGAGAUUGAGGGUAAGAAAAUCUUCAUGGUUGCCGCUACCCUCCGUCCUGAGACCAUGUAUGGACAGACCAAUUGCUUUGUUGGUGUUGACCUCAAGUAUGGUAUUUUCAAGACCAACAAGCCUGAUGAAUUGUUUUUGAUGACCGAGCGUGCUGCUCGUAAUAUGGCCUUCCAGAAAUUGUCUCCUUCGACUGGCGAGGUUGCCAAGGUUGCUGAUUUGGUUGGCCACCAGUUGCUUGGCACCCAGGUUAAGGCUCCCCUCAGUUCGUAUCCCUCCGUUUAUGUCUUGCCUAUGGACGGCGUUCUUGCCACGAAGGGCACUGGUGUUGUCACUUCAGUCCCCUCUGAUUCGCCCGAUGAUUAUGCUGCCGUUAUGGACUUGAAGAAAAAACCUGACUACUUCAAGAUUCAGCCAGAAUGGAUCGUACCCUAUGAACCCAUCCCGAUCAUUAGCACUCCCACCUACGGUAACCUUGCAGCGCCCACUAUCUGCGCCCAGAUGAAGAUCAAUUCUCAGAAGGACAAGACUCAGCUUGCCCUUGCAAAGGAUGCCGUCUACAAGGACGGGUUUUACAACGGUGUCCUGCUCAUUGGAGAAUAUGCUAAUAAGCCUGUUCAAGAGGCCAAGCCCUUGAUUCGUCAGAUGUUGAUUGACACUCAGGAUGCAGUCCCUUACAAUGAGCCUGAGAGCUUGGUCAUAUCUCGCAGUGGCGAGGAGUGUGUUGUCGCCUUGAUGGAUCAGUGGUAUUUGGACUAUGGCGAGACUGAAUGGCGUAAAUUGGCUGAGGAGUGCUUGGAGAAUAUGAAUGUGUACACGGACGAGACCAAGCACGCUUUCCAGAAGAAUUUGGAUUGGUUGAACCAGUGGGCCUGCGCACGCUCGUAUGGUUUGGGAACCCGUCUGCCUUGGGACCACAACUUCUUGAUUGAGUCUCUUUCGGAUUCGACCAUCUACAUGGCCUACUACACCAUUGCUGCUUUACUUCAGGGUGGAUCCAUUGAUGGUUCAGUCCCUGGGCCACUGGGCAUCAAAGCUGAGCAAUUGACCGACCAAGUCUUUGAGUAUAUCAUGGCUGAUGGACCCCUCCCAACUGAUAGUGAUAUCCCCAAGGCCUCACUGGAUAAACUUCGUCGUGAGUUUGAGUACUUCUAUCCCUUAGAUAUCCGCACCUCCGGUAAGGAGUUGAUCCCCAACCACUUAACCUUCGCCCUCUAUAAUCACGUCGCUCUCUUCCCCAAGAAGUACUGGCCACGCAGCAUCCGCGUCAACGGGCAUUUGAUGUUGAACGGCGACAAGAUGUCCAAGUCAACUGGAAACUUCAUGGGUCUUGCCGAGGCUGUGGAAAAGUAUGGUGCUGAUGCCGCUCGUUUGGCUCUUGCUGACGCCGGAGACAGUGGUGAGGAUGCCAACUUUGAGGAUGGUACUGCCAACGCGGCUAUCUUGAAGUUGCAUACACUUUUGGAGUGGAUCCAGGAUACGUUGAAUACUAAAGACCAGUUGAGGACGGGUGAGCAUAACUUCUAUGACCGUGUCUUUGAGUCACAGAUGAACAAACUGAUCAACCAGGCUGAGGCUGCUUACGAAGCCACAUAUUACCGUGAGGCUGUCAUGUUUGCAUUCUACGAGUUGACCGCUGCUCGUGACUUUUACAGAGAAGCUUGCGCAUUGAUGGAAACUCCCAUGAACAAAGAGCUGAUCAUGCGCUACAUUGAGGUCCAGACCCUUGUGAUUUCGCCUAUUGUUACUCACUGGUCUGAACACGUCUGGGGCAAGUUACUGGGCAAGGAAGGCUUGGUUGUCAACGCUCGUUGGCCCAAGAGCGGCCCUGUUGAUGAGGAUGUACUACAGGAGGUUGAUUAUCUGCGUCGUCAGAUCACCAAUGUUCGCUCCACCGAGACCCAAGCCAACAAGAAGAAGAAGAAGGGUAAGGCUGAUGUCUUUGAUCCAGCUAAGCCCAAGAAGAUCACCAUCUUGAUCGCGUCCAAGUUUCCAGAGUGGCAAGAGACUGCAAUUGAAGUCUUGAAGAGUGCAUACAACCCUGCGUCUAGCAGCGAAAAUGCUGGCAAGGUAUUUGAUGAUGAUAAGAUUAAGAAGGAUCUGACAAGCAAGGGCUUGUUGAAGGACAAGAAGGUGAUGCCAUUCGUCCAUGAUUUGAAGAAGAAGGUAGAGCAGCAGGGCUCUUCGGCUUUCACACAGACCUUGACCUUCGAUGAACCCAAAAUCUUGGCCGAUCAGUCCGAGUAUUUGAGGAGAAUCUUGAGUUACAAUACCUUGACGCUAGUCAAGACAGACGAAGUGGCCAAGACCACGGAGGGCGAUGCUGAUCAGGAAGAUAUCAUUCGUGCUGCUGAACAGUCUGUUCCAGGACAGCCCACAUUUGUUGUCAAAAACAUUGCUUAGAGGUCGUUAAAAAAAAAAGAUGUUCCUUUUUGUUGGUUCUAGAUAAUUUUUUCAUAGUCUACACAUUAUUUUUAUUCAUCAUAAACGAAAAAGUAUAGUUUAUCAGUUCAACCUAGCAUGAUAAAUCAACUAAAAGGACUUCUUCGGGAGCAUGGUGGGG
Molecule: messenger RNA, 3605 nt
Organism: Lobosporangium transversale
Lineage: Eukaryota; Fungi; Mortierellomycota; Mortierellomycetes; Mortierellales; Mortierellaceae
Product: leucine-tRNA ligase
Exons: 5
Coding region: 155-3445 (1096 amino acids)
Biological process (GO): leucyl-tRNA aminoacylation
Molecular function (GO): ATP binding; aminoacyl-tRNA deacylase activity; leucine-tRNA ligase activity
Source: RefSeq, a predicted model, not a curated record